This is a messenger RNA of Aspergillus mulundensis, 1398 nucleotides long. Its product is annotated as fungal specific transcription factor domain-containing protein. The coding region runs from base 1 to 1398 and encodes 465 amino acids. The transcript is spliced from 4 exons. NCBI's taxonomy places the organism in Eukaryota, Fungi, Ascomycota, Eurotiomycetes, Eurotiales, Aspergillaceae. The record is from RefSeq and is a predicted model, not a curated record.
AUGCCUGCGACGUUUGCCGAAGUCGUCGCGUCAAGUGCCGGUUUACAGCUGGGGAUGUUUGUGAGGGAUGCAGGUUCCUGGGAGUCGUUUGCACCUCUGACCGGCCGCGGAGGAAGAGGGGUCCUCCAAACCGUCACGCUCAACCACCCCGAGCUUUCGUCAGGCGACAUCCUCCACCUCCUCGCACCCUCCUCCCUGAUCCGCGCCGUUUUGAACGACUGGUUCACCCACAUCCAUCCUCUUGCCCCGGUCCUUCAUCGUCGAGAUUUCCUCACGCGCUUCGGCGAAAACACCGCUGAUCCCAUCUUCACCGGUCUCGUCGUCAGCAUCCUCGCAGCAACAACCGCAACGUUACGCCGGAAGUCCUUUGCCGAAUACCACCCCAUAACGCCAGGCCGAUGUAUCGGCAUCAUCCAAAGCCAUGGCCUCCUUCCAGCGGACGGUCCUUACAGCCUUGACUGGUGCAUCGCGAAGUACAACCUUGCUACUGCGUCAAUGGCGCAAAGAGGGAUGAGUGAUCCGUUUGUCCACCGGAUGGUUGGCGAGGCGGUCACUGGAACAGGCUAUCUACUUGCGCACAAUUUAGCGCAAAUGGGCGUAAUGCAGGGAGAGCUGUUAAAGAGGUUGUGGUGCUUGCUUGAGGUGACUCUGAUGUGCGGCUCAUCCAAAUCCCGAAACACUGACAUGAUCGGUCAACCCCUCCUUGGUCGUCUGGUGCUCUCAAGCAACUCAUCAUACCUUCCGCGGCCGUACAGUGACGAAGACCUCGCCGUUAGUCCUUCCACCGCGCUCCCCUCCUCCACCUCGCCCUCUCCCAGCGACAAAGUCACCUAUGUCCCUGGUCUAACGCAUCUCCUCUCAAUCUUUCGAACAUGGGACACCUGUCAAACAGCGCGCUCUUAUCGAACUCCAUCUCAAGUGCUCUCCACAGCCCUCGCCGAUAUCCAAAACACGCUCGAUACCCUCCCUCCUCCUCUCCGAUGGCGCGGCGGCCUCUCACGUCCGGCGGGCGCAACAGCCGGACACGAUGUACAAAUUGCAAAUAUCUUUAUUACCAGCCUAUAUGUUCGUUCCAACCUUUUACAGGAGUUCGGCCAUCCCCUGGGCUCAAAGGCAGAUUCCAUCGUCGACCAAGAAGCAGAGACGCAAGCGCGAUCCGAACACCAGAGCAUCGUGAGCGACCUCCUCGAAGUUCUCUGUCACCUUCCGCGAGAAACCCUAGAAGCGAACGGAUACAGCUUAAUCCCAAAGAUUAGAGAUAUCGGGGGUGCCUAUCUGGAUGUUCUCAGCGUCCAUGCGAACGGGCAGGGAGAAAUCGUGGUUAUUGAGGAUGAGGCAAAAGCCAAGCUGGAGGCCUUGCUAUUGCAACUUGGUAUCUUGGACUUCAGGACGUCUUAA